This is a messenger RNA of Phlebotomus papatasi, 342 nucleotides long. It is a transcript of the gene Cby, whose product is annotated as protein chibby homolog 1. NCBI's taxonomy places the organism in Eukaryota, Metazoa, Arthropoda, Insecta, Diptera, Psychodidae. The transcript has a single exon. The record is from RefSeq and is a predicted model, not a curated record. The coding region runs from base 1 to 342 and encodes 113 amino acids.
AUGCCAAUUUUCUCCAAGAAAUUCGCAUAUAAAAGUGCCCCAGCGCGAAAUCGAAGAGUUGAAGAGAGUGAUUGCCCUAGAAUUCAUGAAAAACUCGAGGAAUUCCGGAAUAUCCAUCUGCAAUUGGACAAUGAAGGUGGCUACACUUUCGCCAAUGGCUCCUGGACAAGCAAUAAAAAUCCCAGAGAUCCCAAAUCUUCCUCUGGACAGAAAUUAAAGGAUGACCUAACAAAAUUAUCUGAAGAAAAUAAUCUUCUGCAGCUAAAAGUGGAAAUUCUUGUGGAUUUGCUGACAGAGAACACAAUUGAGAUGAAUGAAAUUAGGGAAAAGUUAAUGAAGUAG